GAUCAGGUAUGAAGCUAAAACGCAGUUUAAUAACCUCAUGCAUGAGUUUCGUCACUCUGGACGUGGUUGCUUUUAGGCACGAAGCAUUGAAGCAGUUAAGAUUGAUAAGGGGAACAACUCGUACAUUUCUGUUUUUUAUUACGAUAAUAUACCAUUAUUUUAUAAUAGAACAUGUCCGAUAAUUCCGAAGAUGAAUUGAAUUGUGUCGAUGGUGUCGAGGAAACACCCUGGAUUUUGUAUAGAAACCGAGAUGAGUGGAGCGAUGUGACCCCUCUACCUCAGGAUGACGGUCCUCAUCCGAUUGUAGCAAUCGCAUAUUCCGAAAAGUUCAAAGAUGCCUACGAUUAUUUCCGUGCCAUUCUAAAGUCAGGCGAAAAGUCAGAUCGCGCAUUGGCUUUAACCGAGGAUUGUACAUGGCUUAAUCCGGCGAAUUACACUGUAUGGCAGUACAGAAGAGAGAUACUUCAAGCUUUGGGAAAAGACUUGCAUGAUGAGCUGAAAUAUACAGACAAAAUGAUAAAGUACAAUUCUAAAAAUUAUCAAGUAUGGCACCACAGAAAGGUCAUUGUUGAGUGGCUACAAGAUCCUAGUGAUGAAUUAGCAUUUACAGAAACUAUUUUAUGUAAAGAUGCAAAGAAUUAUCAUGCGUGGCAGCAUCGUCAGUGGUGUAUACAAACAUUUAAUUUAUAUGACAAAGAAUUGGAAUAUGUAGAACAAUUGUUAAAGAAUGAUGUUCGCAAUAAUUCUGCUUGGAAUCAGCGUUACUUUGUGAUAAGUAAUACAACCAAGUUUGAGAAAGAAGUAAUAGACAAAGAGAUUGACUUUGCACUGGAGAAGAUAGAAUUAGCGAACGAAAAUGAGAGUGCUUGGAAUUACUUGAGAGGAGUAUUGUUACAUGAUCCCAAUGGUUUGGGUUACAAUGAGAAAGUACGACUUAAAUGCUAUAGGAUGUAUGAAAGCGGAUGUCGUACUAAUCAUUUGUUAGCCUGUAUGAUAGAUAUUUCUCAAGAAACGUUUACAACAGAAGAAUUCAUACUUUCUCCAUAUUUUGUUGAUUCUGCUAUUGGGUUGUGUAAAGCAUUGUCGAAGAAGCACGACAAAAUACGAAGGCGGUAUUGGGAUUAUAUAGCUACGGUAUUACAGGACAAAAUGAAUGAAGAGUUAGAAUCAGAUUAAUCAGAUUGACUCGAUUAAGGGCUAAGAAAAUCUUAUAGUGUGAGUUGUUUAAAAAGUUUUAGAGAAUGUUUUUAUACAUCAGCCUGUCUGGUUGAUGUCUCUUGGCCUCUUUUGUCUACAAGUUUCUGUAUUGCACAAGAACAAAAUUCUUCAGCAAUUUAUAUAUAUAUAUAUAUAUAUGUGUGUGUGUGUGUGUGUGUGUGUGUGUGUGUGUGUGUGUGUAACCAGUUUAUACAAAAAACAUGACAGCAUUUUAUGUGACCCUGAAGCGUCUCAUUAGAAUUAAAUAUUAUUAAAUAUUCGGAAAAAUUAUGAUAAGCGAAACUUCAGGAUAGCAUUAAGCUGUACCAGAUAUAUUGUACCAGUGUUAGUAAUCUAAAUAAAAUAAUGCUUUAUUUUGUGUUGA
Molecule: messenger RNA, 1582 nt
Organism: Dinoponera quadriceps
Lineage: Eukaryota; Metazoa; Arthropoda; Insecta; Hymenoptera; Formicidae
Gene: Fnta
Product: protein farnesyltransferase/geranylgeranyltransferase type-1 subunit alpha
Exons: 5
Coding region: 172-1176 (334 amino acids)
Biological process (GO): protein geranylgeranylation; protein farnesylation
Cellular component (GO): CAAX-protein geranylgeranyltransferase complex; protein farnesyltransferase complex; cytoplasm
Molecular function (GO): CAAX-protein geranylgeranyltransferase activity; protein farnesyltransferase activity
Source: RefSeq, a predicted model, not a curated record